GGCCCAAACGAAAGAACGCAAAGGAUCACUCUCCAUCACGCACUCCGUCACAGGCUGUCCCCGUUCUGUCUACGAGGUGAACGCGGAUCGGCGGCGGCGGCGGCGCGAGGCGAGCAAGAUGAGCGGGAACGGGGUGGUGAAGAAGGUGUCCGACGCGGCGACGAAGGCGGGCAAGGCGAUCGACUGGGACGGCCUGGCCAAAAUGCUUGUCUCCGAUGAGGCCCGUAAGGAGUUCGCCAACCUCCGCCGCACCUUCGAGGACGUCAAUCACCAGCUCCAGACCAAGUUCUCGCAGGAACCCCAGCCAAUUGAUUGGGAGUACUACAAAAAAGGAAUUGGAUCAAAAGUUGUCGAUAUGUACAAGGAGGCCUAUGAAAGCAUAGAGAUCCCCAAGUAUGUUGACACUGUCACUCCUCAGUACAAGCCAAAGUUUGAUGCUCUGUUGGUUGAAAUGAAGGAAGCGGAAAAAGCAUCACUAAAGGAAUCAGAGAAGAUAGAGAAGGAGAUUGCUGAAAUGAAGGAGAUGAAGAAAAAGAUCAGCACGAUGACUGCAGAUGAGUACUUUGCGAAGCACCCUGAGCUGAAACAGAAGUUUGACGACGAGAUCCGCAAUGAUUAUUGGGGAUACUAAGGCGCAGUGUCACCUUUCUUUGGAACAUCCAAUAAUACAUUUCGCCCCCUAAAUGUCCUUAGGAGUUAACCAUCCAAACUUCACGAAUUGUGUAGCGCAUGUAUUGGGCGUGCCAAAGUUCCAAGUAACUUGUCUGUCCUUGCACCAUGGUCAGACCUCACAUUUUGAGUGUCAUAAGGGUCUUAUGAUAAUUUUGGUUUUGCUCUCCAAACAUUAUGGAAAUUAACUCAGGUUGUGGUUGCUGGUUUGUUUGUUUUUUUUACUAGAAAAAAGAGUUGCUGGUUUGUUGGAAUAUACACUCCUCCAGUCAUCCUUCUAGGCCAAGUUCCUUGAGAGUCA
This is a messenger RNA of Sorghum bicolor (sorghum), 970 nucleotides long. Its product is annotated as ATP synthase subunit d, mitochondrial. Gene Ontology annotation, molecular function: proton transmembrane transporter activity. Gene Ontology annotation, biological process: proton motive force-driven ATP synthesis. Lineage: Eukaryota; Viridiplantae; Streptophyta; Magnoliopsida; Poales; Poaceae. The transcript has 5 exons. The record is from RefSeq and is a predicted model, not a curated record. Bases 119 to 631 code for a protein of 170 amino acids.